ACAACAAGAACAACAGGGUGAUACCAGAGAACGGAUUGAGAGGCAGUGUUUAAAAUAAAUGUGUGAAUAAUUAUUUGAAAGUGUCAUGAGAAAGUUCAACUCGUCAACGGAAUAAUAUACUGCUCAAAAUUGAACUGCUAAACGGAGGCGAUAUCCAUCCACCCACGCCACAAAAAAACGGAAUUACGAAAAAGUGCAAUAAGUGAAAAUUGAUUUUUAACCAGUGUCAAGUGUGAAUUGAGACCACAAGAACAACAAGAUGGUGCAGAAAUUCCAAUCCCCCGUUCGGGUCUACAAAUAUCCCUUUGAGCUGGUGAUGAAGGCCUAUGAGCGACGCUUUCCCAAAUGCCCACAGAUGCCCAUUGUCCUCGACUGCGAUAUCAUCAAGGAUGAGUCGCUGGAGAAUGGGGCGAAGCGGAACACCAGCCGGCGCUGCAAGCUGGCUGUGGAUGCGCCCUACAUCUUCAAGAAGCUAAUUGGCGUGGAUUUUGUGUACUUCCUGCAGCACAACUAUCUGGAUAUGAGCGCCCGCACGCUGAGCAUCGAGGCCGUCAACGAGAGCUUCUCGUCGCGCAUCGAGAUCUUCGAACGGUGUCGCUACUACGCCCAUCCGGACAAUGCCGAAUGGACGUGCUUCGAUCAGACGGCCACGCUGGAUAUUAAGAACUUUUUUGGCUUUGAGCAUUCGAUGGAGAAGAUGGGCAUGAAGCAGUACACACAGACAACGCUCAAGGGCAAGGAGAUAAUCGAGUAUUUCAUCAGUCAAAUGGAGGCGGAGGGCAUCACACAUGUGGAGCGUUGGGUGCCGCCCCUCGAUGCCCCCAAAUCGCCAACACCGGAAAAGGAACAGAAGCAGCAGCAGCAGCAUCACGAUAUUCUGCUCGAUGGCGAUUUUAUAGCGCGCAGUCUGGGCCAGCUGUCACCGAUGCAGGAGUCCAAGCUGCUGGAGCUGCGAAAAAUGCUCGAUGGUGUCGAUGAUCUGGAGCGUGUGCCCAGUUAUCAGACCAUCCUGCGUUUCUUGUCAGCCAGGGACUGGCAUGUGAGCCAGGCCUUUGCCAUGCUCUGCGAUUCGCUGCAAUGGCGCAAGGAGCAUCGCAUUGAUGCGCUCCUCGAGGAGUAUACCAAGCCGGCGGUGGUGGUCGAGCACUUUCCAGGCGGUUGGCAUCAUCACGACAAGGAUGGCAGGCCCAUCUAUAUACUACGCUUGGGUCACAUGGAUGUCAAGGGUUUGCUCAAGAGUCUGGGCAUGGAGGGGCUGCUUCGAUUGGCCUUACACAUUUGCGAGGAGGGCAUACAAAAGAUCAAUGAAUCUGCUGAGCGCUUGGACAAGCCCGUCUUGAACUGGUCUCUGCUGGUGGAUCUGGAGGGUCUGUCCAUGCGCCAUUUGUGGCGUCCCGGCAUCAAGGCUUUGCUCUACAUCAUCGAGACAGUGGAGCGUAAUUAUCCAGAGACCAUGGGACGUGUGCUGGUGGUGCGAGCGCCUCGAGUGUUUCCCAUUGCCUGGACCAUUGUGAGCGCAUUCAUUGACGAGCACACACGCUCAAAGUUCCUGUUCUAUGGCCCUGAUUGUGCACACACGACGGACGGUCUGGCCCAGUACAUUGACGAGGAGAUAGUGCCCGAUUUUCUGGGCGGACCCUGCAAGACCAUGAUACACGAGGGUGGCCUGGUGCCAAAGACGCUCUACAAAAUGAAUUCCCUGGAGGAGCAUGAUGAUGAUGUGACCAUUGUAUCGCCUACCAAUGCCGAGGCAUUGGCCCCAGUGGCUGUGCCGCCCAUGAAGCGUCUGUCGGCUGCCCAUCAGCACGAACAUCAGAAUCUGUACAAGAGUGUGGACCUAAAGGCGGGCUUUAGCCAUGAGCUGCUGAUCAGGAACGAGGAUCCGAAGAGUGUGCUGACAUGGGACUUUGAUGUAAUGCGCAACGAUUUGCACUUUACGCUGUAUCGCGUCACCCAAGAGCUGCCAGAUAAGAAUGAUGAUGCCGUUUCCUACUUUGAUCUGCAGGACUUUGUCGAGGGCGUCAACUACUUCCGGGAGGAGCCCACACUCGUCUGUCGCCACAAGGAGAGUGUGCAGGGCUCGCAUGUGAUGCACCACAACGACAGCUAUCUGAUGCACUGGUUCAGUCCGACGGGUGCCCAGCUGAAUCUGUUCUAUGAGGUGCUCAGCUCUGUCAACUACAAGGGCUCAAUGACCAGCCUACAGUCGGCAUUCUCCUCCAACUCGUCGGCGGCCAGCUCGGUGCAGAGUCGAUGAUAUGAGACGAAUGGUGCGGGCGGACGGGCCACCACAACAAGGGGGUGCUGCUGCUGCUGCUGCUGCUGCUACUGCUGGUGCUGCAGCACGACCGUCACCGCUCGACGAGGACCUGCUGUCUGGGACGCUAAUGGAGAAGAGCCUCAAUCUGUACGACACGCCGGAUAUAUUCUUUUAACGGGCACCACGCCACACCACACCACAGUUGCAAUCUCUUUUAUAUUUUAGUUUCUACAUUUAAAGCCUUAGUUACCUUAGCAAAAUGUUUAGUUUUGGUUUUUAAAAUUAUAUAUUUAACGCAAACAUUCUGUAGCCCAUUUCCUUUAUGCACCGCAAUACCCGAUUCUAUACGUAUAUAAUCUCUCAAUACUUUGAUUAGCGUUAAGGCCAAACAAACAAAAAAAUAGCUGCUGAAGAAAUUUUGUGACUCUCAUACGUACGGUUGUAAUCCGAUAAGAAGGAGGAGCUGGAGGAAAUUUUAACAAACAAAAAAAUAUCACAUAAUGCAACAACAUUCAUUUCAUUGGCAAACAAAGCAAUGCGUCAAUUAGUAUAUAUUUUAGCAAGUAUAUAUAUAUUACUUAUAUUACCUAUAUUUAGCAGCUUAAAUGCGAAAAUUUAAACUUAGAAAUUACGUAAAUGUUUUUGGUAGGGCGGCGGCAGCUGCAGCUGCAUUUUUCUAAUGCUUUUUAUAUCAAAUUCAAAUGCAACAGAAAUUUAUGAGAUUUACGAAA
This is a messenger RNA of Drosophila obscura, 2991 nucleotides long. It is a transcript of the gene retm, whose product is annotated as protein real-time. The coding region runs from base 260 to 2257 and encodes 665 amino acids. Lineage: Eukaryota; Metazoa; Arthropoda; Insecta; Diptera; Drosophilidae. The transcript has 6 exons. Gene Ontology annotation, cellular component: cytoplasm. The record is from RefSeq and is a predicted model, not a curated record.